This is a messenger RNA of Triticum dicoccoides, 6066 nucleotides long. RefSeq lists its product as uncharacterized. Bases 2137 to 3345 code for a protein of 402 amino acids. The transcript has 2 exons. The record is from RefSeq and is a predicted model, not a curated record. Lineage: Eukaryota; Viridiplantae; Streptophyta; Magnoliopsida; Poales; Poaceae.
AUAUACUAUUUGGGCACACAAAUUCACCAUUUAUUGAGUUAUAUCCAUCCAUUCUUGCUACGACUUGUUGAAUAUUCGAAUGAUAAUCAUAAAAGAGAAUGUUGACUAGUGAAUUGUUUAUUUUGCAGAAAAGUGCGCAAAGGCACUAUAAUCGUCAAGACUUCUACUAUGUUGCUAACGAGAAGAGAGAAGGGCAUGAAAGAACUACAUCAAGGCUUGAGCGUGAAGGAAAGAAGUAAUGUAGGGGAGCAAACUAAAAGAAGAGGAGGAUCUUCUUGGGAAGAAAUGAAGAGAAGAGGAGGGCCAAUGUGCAAAUGUGGCAGAUCAGAGAGGGGAAUGAAAUCCCUAGCCGCACCUCAUUGCAAAUCGGUGCCUGGCAUCUCCAUCCCCUCUUUCCCCCGCCUCCUUCUUCCACCUCCGGCCGCCGCCGCGGCCAGGCCGGCGUGGCGGCGCGCCACCCAGCACCUCCACCUGCUCCACAACCCCGCAGCACCUCCACCCGUGCCAUCGCGCUCCCACCACAUCACCAUCACCACCAGCACCACCGCGCGCCACCACUCUCCUCCCCCUACACCAUCCAUCCAUCGCAGCCGCGCCACCGCGCCAUCACCAGCAUCCACCAUCAUCGAUCCAUCUCCACCUUCACCACGCCAUCCCUCCACCAUCUCCAGCCACCGCCGUACCUCGCGCGCCCAACCAGACAAAGGGGAGCACAGGCGUCUGGUCAUCCGCGUGAGGGCGCCCCCGUUUUGCUGCUCUACUUCUCCUAACUCAUGAUGUUGCUCUUCUCUCCACGCCCCCACUGCUUCUUCUUUUUCCCCUUAACCUCCUACUGCUGUCUCCUCGUCUUCCUCCCUGAACCAUAACUGCUGCUGCUCCCUUCUCCUCACGCCUCUGCUACAGGCUGCUUCUCCUUAUCUGAACCAACUGCUGGCUGCUAUUACUUCUCCCCAAAAUUGUCGCUGCUCCUCUUUCUUGCUGCUCCUUUUCUCAAAUGCCCCUGCUGCUCCUAAUCUGAACCAUAAACUGCUGCUAUCUCUCUUUUAUCCUCUCUAUAUUCUCUGAAUUUCUAUAAGCUGAGAUGUGCAAUGCCUUGUAAUGUUCAGAUUUGGGUUGUGCUUGAAACUUGGUCAGUUUCAGAUUUGUGCUUGAUUAGUAGUACUUAUUUUGUUCAUCUGAGAGUAUUAGAAUAGUAUCCUGUAGUAUCAUAUUCGUAUUUGUGUAUGUGUGUGUUCAUCUAAUUUGUUCCAGUUUAUAGUCCAUGUGUUUACUCUAGUACGAGUGUUAUAUAAAUAUGUGUGUGUGUGUGUGUGAGUGAGUGAUUGUUGUGUGAUGAUGACACUUGUUCAGUCCGAAGACAUGUGUGUUUCUUACUUAUUUUGUUGACCAGUGACAGUUUGUACUGUUACAUUGUGUCCCUCAUUUCGAAUGUAUGAGAUCUAGCUAUAUAUGUCAUAUAUAUUAUGUACUUGCUGAUGAUUAGUGUCCAGUUUAUUGUUCUUGUGAUAUAUACACAUAUGUGUGUGUUAUGUUCAUGUCCUUUUUACUUCUCUUGUCAUUGAUGUUAGCUUGUGUUAGUAUCUUAAUUUCUCAAGUAUUACAAAAAUACCAAAAAGAAAGUUAGUAAAAUCUGUAUCUACCUUUGCUUGUCCACAUUUUCAUUGGCGACAAUCUUGAUAGUUUAGGUUUAUUUUCUGUUCCCUUCAUCUGAAUUGUAUUACCAUGCUUUAGCCGAAUAUAGUUGCCGUCGCCUAGUCCCUGAGGAGAACACGACUCUCGUAGUUUGGGGCGUAAAAACCCCGCUAUAUUACAAUCGAUCAUUUUGGCGCCGUUGCCGGGGACUAGCGUCGAGCGAUUGUGUUACACUAUAGACUAGGUUUUUCUUGUUUUCCUUUUGUGACAUCUAUAUGUGAUAUAUAUCUAACCCCUAACCACUGUUCUAGUUAUUUUCUGUUCCUUUUCUUGUUUGUUUUGUAGGUUGGAUUGUCUUCAUGGAAAUGGCAUUCAACUCAGACCAUCAUGCUUAUGUGAGCAAUAGCACGGAAAGUGUUCAAGACUUGAUAAGUAAGAUUUCCUAUCAGUUAGAUGAUUUAGCUCGGCAGCGAGGUGUAGUUUUUGAGGAUAUGCCUAGCUAUUAUGAUGCUUAUUCUAGAGGCCAUCCUUAUGUUGCUCCUACAUGCCAUAUUUGUGGAUUUCAAGGCCAUUCACCCGCUGAAUGUCAGCGUGGUUACUCUCAUCCUCCGGAUUGUUUUGGGAUUUAGGUAUGAAGAGGAGAGCCACAACUAUGCUCCACAACAGUCUUAUUCAGCUCCUAUUCAUAUACCUAAGCACCAGGAGAUGUUGCCAAUGGAGUUAAAUGGUCCUCCAUUUGGUCAACCAACACCUUCAACACAAGUGCCUACUCAAGAUGAGUUCGAUGACAUAGACAAGCUUGCACUUUUGAGUCUUGAGUUCACUUGGAGUGCCAAGGAUGAUCCUAUUAGGAAGGUUAUACUAGAUGAAAUGAAGAAGAUCAAGAGUGGGAAUGAGCUAGUGGAAGAAGUAAAGAAGAUUGAGAAGAACAUCAACGCUGGCAGUACUAUUUCUUCACAGCUUGAGCUGAGUAAUUCUGGGAUUCCCCUUGAUACAUGUGAGGUUCCAAUACCGUCACAUCCAGCUGAGAAAGAUAGCAAGUGCCUUGAGGAAGAGAUACCUCAGAUUGAAGAUGUACUCGUAGCCAAGGCACAAGAUGAUCCAGAGCUCAAAUGCCCAAGUGAUCAAGUUGAAGAUCCAAUGUCUAUCCCUCCUGAAGAAGUAAAAGAAGCUGCUGUAGAUGAAGAUGAAGAACAUGAGAUUCAUUUGCCUAUUGUCAUACCAGAGCGUGAUGUGUCAGGUUUACCCAAUCCUCUCGAUGACAUGCGUCCUUAUGAUUCCUUUGCUUCUACCUUGCAUUGCAUGAUGCCAUCUGUUAAAGUAGAUUUGGAAAAGUAUUUUCUUGUAUAUGAUCAUAUAUACCCUGUUAGUGGCAUUACUCACAUUAAUGAUGAUCACAGUUACUUUCCUCGUGCUAGUCCUAUGCUUAAUGAAACAUAUCACUCCCAUGCUAGUAUUGAGCUUAAUGAUAAAUAUCAUCCUCAUGUUAGUGUUGACCUUGCUGAUUUCUACCAUCCUAAACAUGUGCUUUAUAGCUAUGCUUAUGUAAUUGGAUAUUCGAUUGAUGACUUGGAGGGUAUUAUCCCUACCACUUGCAUUGUCUCUUUGGUUGAGUGCUCUUUCAGGUUUUUGCUUCUGCAUCGUUCACUUCAUGCUGACCAGGUUCGAGGUGACAUUCCUUGGGACCCUGGUGGACUCAGAGCAUGGGGAUGAGGAGAAGCAAGGAGCACACAUGAAGAGAGAAGCUGGAGGAGGCAUGAGGAUAGAGAAGCAAAAAGAGAAGAGCUGCAGUUCAGAGAGUGAUUGUGCGAGACCUACAUCAUAUAAGCCCGGUGAGCUGUUUCAUGACCCGAAUCUUAAUAUAUCAUCCAUUGAUACAUGCUGAAAUCAUUUGAUAUUUGGGUUGCUUGAGCCAUUUCUUAAAUGUCGUCCCACUGAAUUUUACCUUUGACAUAUGAUGCUUGAUGUGAAUAUGCGAACUGAUUGUUGAAUGCCAUGUAAACUAGUGAUCUACAUAUUGCUUGUUUUGCUGAAAUUAGUGAAAGUUAUUAGUUUUGAGUGCUCAAAUCCCUAGUACACUAGAAAACUUAAUCAUUUUCUGCUUUUACCUCGAUACACCUAGAUCACCAUGUUUAGAUGCUGAAUUUGUGCCAAGUGUCUUCCCAUUGAGAGCAAUCACCUAACCACUAUGGAUUAGCAUGCUAUGUUCUCUGGAUCGGUAGCAUGUGAACCAGACAUGGAGAAGUGAUGAUUCCUGUUUUUGUUCUUAUGCAUUGUUCAUUUAAGAUAAGUAAUAAUGAAUAAAUAAGUCUGGCUACCUACAGUAGCAUGUCAUGUUCCCGGGAUCGAUGGCAUGUGAAAUCGGGUUAGCUUGGGCAGUAAUUAAUAAUAUUAUAAAAUGUAAUUGUCGAACCAGGUGUAUACCAUGUUCUCGGGAUCGGUGGUAUGUUCCUUUGGGGAGACAAACAAACAAAAAAAACUAAUAAUUGGUCGAGCCAGGUGUAUACCAUGUUUUCGGGAUCGGUGGUAUGUUCCUUUGGUAAGACCAAUAAAAUAUUAUCAUUGCUUCCUUCAAAUUCAAUAAGUGGUUCAACCACAAUGUUCCUGGUAAUAAGUGAUCUGAUCACAAGUUCAAGUUCUUUUUAUUUAUUUUUUGGAUCAUGCUCUCUUUAGGAACCAUUUGGCGCAGUCAUCAUUUAAACUUAUUGAUCCUCUUUUAUCAUUGUAAAAGUUUAAAAUGGUCAUGCUUACUAGUAUCCUACUGCUUUGUAGCACUCUUAACCAUCAAUUUUCACUAGCUAAGUCCAAGAGCAUGCAUUGUUUAGAGAUCUACUUCACUUGGACAUUCUCUAAUCAGCUCACUAUUCACUAUCUCGCUCUUGUCAUCUGCCUUUACUUGAGGACAAGUAAAGAUUUAAGUGUGGGGGAACUUGAUAAGCACAUUUCUUAUAUACUAUUUGGGCACACAAAUUCACCAUUUAUUGAGUUAUAUCCAUCCAUUCUUGCUACGACUUGUUGAAUAUUCGAAUGAUAAUCAUAAAAGAGAAUGUUGACUAGUGAAUUGUUUAUUUUGCAGAAAAGUGCGCAAAGGCACUAUAAUCGUCAAGACUUCUACUAUGUUGCUAACGAGAAGAGAGAAGGGCAUGAAAGAAAUACGUCAAGGCUUGAGCGUGAAGGAAAGAAGUAAUGUAGGGGAGCAAACUAAAAGAAGAGGAGGAUCUUCUUGGGAAGAAAUGAAGAGAAGAGGAGGGCAAAUGUGCAAAUGUGGCAGAUCAGAGAGGGGAAUGAAAUCCCUAGCCGCACCUCAUUGCAAAUCGGUGCCUGGCAUCUCCAUCCCCUCUUUCCCCCGCCUCCUUCUUCCACCUCCGGCCGCCGCUGCGGCCAGGCCGGCGUGGCGGCGCGCCACCAAGCACCUCCACCUGCUCCACAACCCCGCAGCACCUCCACCCGUGCCAUCGCACUCCCACCACAUCACCAUCACCACCAGCACCACCGUGCGCCACCAUUCUCCUCCCCCUACACCAUCCAUCCAUCGCAGCCGCGCCACAGCGCCAUCACCAGCAUCCACCAUCAUCGAUCCAUCUCCACCUUCACUGCGCCAUCCCUCCACCAUCUCCAGCCACCGCCGUACCUCGCGCGCCCAACCAGACAAAGGGGAACACAGGCGUCUGGUCAUCCGCGUGAGGGCGCCCCCGUUUUGCUGCUCUACUUCUCCUAACUCAUGAUGUUGCUCUUCUCUCCACGCCCCCACUGCUUCUUCUUUUUCCCCUUGACCUCCUGCUGCUGUCUCCUCGUCUUCCUCCCUGAACCAUAACUGCUGCUGCUCCCUUCUCCUCACACCUCCGCUACAGGUUGCUGCUCCUUAUCUGAACCAACUGCUGGCUGCUAUUACUUCUCCCCAAAACUUCCGCUGCUCCUCUUUCUUGCUGCUCCUUUUCUCAAACGCCCCUGCUGCUCCUAAUCUGAACCAUAAACUGCUGCUAUCUCUCUUUUAUCCUCUCUAUAUUCUCUGAAUUUCUAUAAGCUGAGAUGUGUAAUGCCUUGUAAUGUUCAGAUUUGAGUUGUGCUUGAAAUUUGGUCAGUUUCAGAUUUGUGCUUGGUUAGUAGUACUUAUUUUGUUCAUCUGAGAGUAUUAGAACAGUAUCCUGUAGUAUCAUAUCCGUAUUUGUGUAUGUGUGUGUUCAUCUAAUUUGUUCCAGUUUAUAGUCCAUGUGUUUACUCUAGUACGAGUGUUAUAUAAAUAUAUGUGUGUGUGUGUGUGUGUGUGUGAGUGAGUGAGUGAUUGUUGUGUGAUGAUGACACUUGUUCAGUCCGAAGACAUGUGUGUUUCUUACUUAUUUUGUUGACCAGUGACAGUUUGUACUGUUACAUUGUGUCCCUCAUUUCGAAUGUAUGAGAUCUAGCUAUAUAUGUCAUAUAUAUUAUGUACUUGCU